This is a messenger RNA of Paramuricea clavata, 333 nucleotides long. The record is from the annotation of a GenBank genome assembly. Lineage: Eukaryota; Metazoa; Cnidaria; Anthozoa; Malacalcyonacea; Plexauridae.
AUGGCCAAAGCGCGAGUCGCUCCUUUGAAACUCGUAUCUGUACCAAGACUUGAACUCACAGCUGCUGUUACUUCUGUGAACGUUGUCCAAGAACUUUCUAGAGAACUGGGUUAUGACGUAGAUGCCGACAUCUACUAUAGUGAUUCAACGGUCGUUCUUGGAUAUGUCCAAAACGAAGCCCGCCGCUUCCACGUUUACGUAGGAAAUAGAGUACAAGCUAUAAGAAGCAAAACUUCCCCAGAAUCAUGGCACCAUGUAAAAGGCAAGGAUAACCCAGCCGACAUUGCCUCAAGAUCCGCCACACCGAAGGAAUUGUUAGACUCUUCCACCUGA